AUGGACCUCCUGCAUCGACUAACACGAACCUACACCGUCAUACUCGCCGUGACCACCUCGAUGGGCGCAGCCCAAUCUUCAUCGCCUCGUGCGAGCCAUGGCCAUGCUAUCGACCCUGAGCUGUCCCUAGUCAUGCAAGCGAAUGCUCAGAUCAGUCAAGCCACUGAACUCAAAGAGACAUGGGCCUGGCUCGAGCAUCUGAGCUCAAAACCAGCGUGCACUCAGCUCGCGACGUCAAAACUUACGAUUGAAUGUCAAAUUCUUGACAACGCAUCAGAAUUUGCGAAAAGCUAUCCAGAUCAAGUUCUAGAAGACGUGCACAACGAAUUCGCUCUCAAACUAGCCAUUUGCGAGUUUGUUGGUGCUCAAGAUCACUAUUCAAAGGCACCUCCCACGUGUCAGGCAUUUCUUCCGUCCCACGAAGCCUGCGUUAAACGAUCUUGGUGGAGCAAGGCAGAAGUGAUCACUGAUGAGCUCUGUUACCCCAAGGCAACCAAGACAGAUCUCCAGCAAUGCCUCACAACGAUGCAAGCGUUACCCCAAACCUGGACUUCCUACAGUAAUGCAAGAUAUCGUGCUAUGCACAUCUGCCAUCUCACCCGGCAGCACAUCGAGACAGAACGGGCUAUUCAGGUCCACAAAAACCUCACUCUUGUGGUAGCCAAGAUGCACGAAUCCGUCCAGCCCUUGGGGUCGAAGAUGCAGUCUAUGAACGAUCAACUGAACACAUUCUCUGACGAUUUCCGCCGAUCCCUCGAACAGUCUCAGCAGGCAGCUGAUAAAUUUACAACAUUUGCGAACGACGCCCAUAAGCAAUAUCAUGACCAACUGAUGGAGACUAACGAAGACCUUCGCAACCUGCGGUCAGGAUUGGAAGCUUCGCAACACCAUAUCGAUGAAUAUUAUGCCGCGCUCCAAUCUAGGCUGUAUGAGAACUUCGAGACCUCAAUUGCGAAGAACAACGAAGUCAUGUCGCUGCAGCAAGUCGAUUUCUUGGUUCAAUUUUCUACAGGCAUGGACGAGUUCUUCCAGGGAAAGGCCAUGGAGCUUUCCAAACAGUUGAAGGCGCACAAGGAAGAGCUGCAGGAGUAUCACACCAAGAACAUACUAGCCCUACAACAACAGCACGAAACGACGGUAAAGAGUUUAGACAUCCUAGGUACCGGGCUUUCCAGCACCAGCUCGGAAAUUGACAGACUCAACGACAAGAUCAGUUCCCUGAAUAGCGAUUUGAAUGGCUCCAUUGCCAAAAUGGAGAUCCUCAACGCGGGCCUGGGUAGCCUUGCUUCGGUGGCACAAACCGCAGGACGCCUGCUAGGAAGUUUCGAGACCUUCGUCACCUAUUUCAGUCUUGGAGGCAUCAUUGUGGGACUAUUGUUGUUCAUUCGAAGUGUGUCUGGUGUACCCUUUGUUGAUAAAGCGGCUCGUAAACUCAUAACCUUAACACUCACAUUGCUCGUCUUUAGCGCAUCGGCUUACGCUAUCGCACGGCGCCUCCCUAUGUCCUUCGACCUGGACACGUUGGAGAUGCUUCACGAAGCGUAA
Molecule: messenger RNA, 1545 nt
Organism: Paraphaeosphaeria sporulosa
Lineage: Eukaryota; Fungi; Ascomycota; Dothideomycetes; Pleosporales; Didymosphaeriaceae
Exons: 1
Coding region: 1-1545 (514 amino acids)
Biological process (GO): nuclear membrane fusion involved in karyogamy; karyogamy involved in conjugation with cellular fusion
Cellular component (GO): endoplasmic reticulum membrane
Source: RefSeq, a predicted model, not a curated record